UCACAAAUUAACCGUUACCAACCACCUAAUCUUAGUGUCCACUGUGUUCUUCACUUCACUUGCUUCAAACAUCUCCCAUGUUGUCACCUUCCUCCAAACCCUAACCCUAACUCUCAUCAAUGUCAAAUCCGAGAAGCCUCUUCACCAUUCAAUCUCCAACCAAUGCAUCUUUUUCUUCCCAUUUUACCCUCAAGAAUCCUUCAAAAUCACACAAACAACCAUUCCCUCCCAAAUUAGUCAGCUACAGGAAGCUCACUUUUAGAGUCCACUGUUCCUCCCAACCUUCAAGAACCCCACAGAAUUCAAAUCUAAUUUCUACCCUUAUCAAGAUUCUACGCGUAGUACCGGAUUGGGCUGACAAAAUUCAAGAAGGGGGUAUGAGAAAAAAGAGAUCUUUAUACAAACAUGAAACUUGGGUGCAGCAUAGAAGUUCUUUAAGGCAUGUUAGACACUUGUUUUCGAGCUUCAAUUCGCGGGUUGUUUUGUCUUUGAUUCCUCCUGUUAUAGUUUUUACUUCAUUUGCUUUUGUGAUUGCUACUUAUAAUUCAGCAGUUUCAUUGCAUUGGUUGCCUGAGUUUUUCCCUAUCUUGAGAGCCAGUCCACAGCCAUAUCAGUUAACAGCUCCAGCUCUGGCACUUCUAUUGGUGUUUAGGACAGAAGCAUCGUACUCGAGGUUCGAAGCAGGGAAAAAGGCUUGGACUAAAGUGAUUGCUGGAACUAAUGAUUUUGCUAGGCAGGUCAUUGCUUGUGUUGAUAAGAGGGAUGAUAUGCUCAAAGAGGCACUUUUGCAUUAUAUCAUGGCAUUUCCAAUUGCCUUGAAGUGCCACAUAGUAUAUGACUCGGAUAUAGCAAGUGAUCUCAAAAACUUAGUUGAGGCUGAUGAUCUAGCAGUAAUUCUCAGUUCCAAGCAUCGACCUCGUUGCAUCAUUGGAUUCAUUUCUCAGAGCCUUCAGUCGUUAAACUUGGAGGGGGCGAUACUGAGUCAGCUGGAAUCAAAGAUUUCUUGUUUCCAUGAAGGUAUUGGUAUAUGUGAACAACUCUUGGGCAUACCUAUUCCCCUUUCAUAUACUCGGUUGACAUCAAGGUUCUUGGUGCUUUGGCAUCUAACUCUUCCUAUAAUACUUUGGGAUGAUUGCCACUGGAUUGUGGUUCCAGCUACUUUCAUAAGUGCUGCUUCCUUAUUCUGCAUUGAAGAGGUUGGUGUCCUUAUUGAGGAGCCAUUUCCAAUGCUUGCACUUGAUGAGCUAUGUCAACGUGUUCACGACAACAUCCAAGAAGCAAUGGCAAACGAAAAGCAGAUUCAAGAAAUAUUAAACAGCAAAAGAAAGAGACGUUUUAGUGAACACUCUCCAAAUGGUUGGCCAACCUCAUAGGAUGAUUAGGAAAUACGCCUUAAACUAAAGACUGAAGUCUUCUCUAUCAUGACUUCAGCAACUGUACAUAAAGAAGGAAUGUCCCAUAUAUGAAUGUUGACAAGGGACAGACUUAUUUCUAUUUCUAUACAUAUAUAUGUAAAUAUUGUUUGAAAUCGGCUCCUGUUUUGACUCUA
Molecule: messenger RNA, 1549 nt
Organism: Solanum dulcamara
Lineage: Eukaryota; Viridiplantae; Streptophyta; Magnoliopsida; Solanales; Solanaceae
Product: voltage-dependent chloride channel 1, chloroplastic-like
Exons: 4
Coding region: 120-1373 (417 amino acids)
Biological process (GO): regulation of photosynthesis, light reaction
Molecular function (GO): voltage-gated chloride channel activity
Source: RefSeq, a predicted model, not a curated record